This is a messenger RNA of Solenopsis invicta (red fire ant), 2448 nucleotides long. RefSeq names its product treacle protein-like. Lineage: Eukaryota; Metazoa; Arthropoda; Insecta; Hymenoptera; Formicidae. The record is from RefSeq and is a predicted model, not a curated record. Bases 1 to 2448 code for a protein of 815 amino acids. The transcript is spliced from 2 exons.
AUGAUACAUAUUAUUAAAAACGAGGCAGGGAAAAGCGGCACGCCUAAGGGCGCCCGCUCGGGCAACGGAUUGGGAGGGACAAAGUCCUUGUCCUCUCCCAACCUAGCGAAAGGGGAUAUCUCUCCCGUAGAAGGGAGUGAUACCACCAAACACGCGAGGGGACCCUCCAUGGGGGCUGGCGGGCUGGAGCUUUUCAGCCCGUCCAGCUCUCCGGGGAACCCCCCCAAAAAGGAGACCAGGAGGCUUCAAGUCACGUUGGAGGACUUCCUCCCCAAGGGUGGGAAGGUACGUCCCACUGGCUCGAGGCCGGGCCCAGCCUGCAGCAAGGGUGUUAAACCCGAUAGCUGUGGGUCGGACGAAACCCGCCUCGACCAGAGCAGCACUCCCGGGCCGUCUGGCCUGGGAAGUAAGGAAAGACCCUCCCUGCCACCCUCCCCGACCUCUGCCGGGGUGCCCAUCCAUAUGGAUGUGGACUCGGACGCAGAGUCGGUGGGACGGGGAAAAAAGAGGGCGCAUAGUAAGAGGUCAACACCUGCUUACUACAUAUCGUCCUCUUCGGAGUCGGACAAGGGACCGACGAAGAAGGGACGAGGAAGGCCAGCCAAGGAUCCCUCCCACGCUGGCCAAUUCACAGCGGAGGCCCUCGCUAAGAAGGCUGAAGCCAACAUGGCGAGGAGGAUCAAAAAGGACCACAGGGAUAUCGUUAACCCCGACGUCCAACCCUCCUCAGCCAGAGCGGCCAAAGCGCAGGAGAUGGCUCUUGAACGAGCCGAGGAGUUGGAACAACAACCGAUUGCGGCUGUUGCGGCCGUAAUGACGAAGAGCCUCGGGAUGCUGGCCAAGUCCGUCGAGAGGUCCACGAACAUCCAGGGUCCUAUUAGAAAGGACCUCUGGAAUGCAUACGCGGACCUCACGGCGGGACUGACCACCAUCCUAACAAGGCAAGAGGAGAGCCCCGCUGAACAAGCGCAUAGGGAGGAGAGAGCGGCCCUGGCCAAGGCUAAGGCCAAAUGGGCGGUAGAAAAGAGGAGGCUUGAAGCCGAGCUGGGGCAAAUGCAGGUUCGCAUUGCCCUACUCGAGCAAGCCUCCUCGAUGCAAGCUACCAGGGAGUGCGGUACCGAUGUCGAGGUCCAGACAGACCUGGAACUCGAUGACACGGUACUAGGCGCCCUGACUGGAGGAACUCAACAGGGACCGUCAGUAGAGACGGACAGGGAGGAGCCCCCCGUUGAGGAGCCCUCUGCCCACAUGGAGACCACCCGACACAGAAAGUUGCCGGCAGUGGUCUCCACGGAGAUAUUAAAGGAGCCGUACUUCCGUCCGCCGCUAAAGGGGGUCAGCAAGCAGCUGAACCCCCUGUCUAAAGUGGCGGACCGGAUAGCGGCUCCCGUUUCCCGCUCCUCCUUCCCUGCCCUCCCCCCUCCCUCCAGUUCUCUGGAGACAUCGGGAUGGGCUAAGGUCGGGGAGAGCGGGAAGAAAGAAAGGAAGAGGGCGAAAGCCCUGACCGAGGACGGCCUAAAGGAGGCUCUCUCUAGAGUCCUCCCGGCCGUCCUCGCCGAGAUGGGACUUCUCCCCUCCCCCAGGGGGGCGGAAAGGCCCAAGGCACCCCCGACUGCGGGCAAGAUCGCCAGGCAGUCCGGGGUUGCCCCCCAGAAAGGAGCGGGCAACGCGGUCGCAGUGGCCGCUAGGCCCGCUCCGACGACGCAGAAGGAGGCCACCCCGUCCAUACUAGAGCUAUGGACGGAGGUGGUCUCCAAAAAGACCAGGAAAAAGGCCGCCAAAGCCGCCGAAAGGGCGACGAAGACGGCCCCACCCCCGGCGGCGAGGCCGACUAGGGUCCUCCCGAUCCCGCCCCCGAAACCCACCCCCCAACAACCUUCUACUUCUUCGAAGAAGAAGAAGAAGAGGGGUGGACGUGGAGGGGGCCAGGGGGGACCAGGGGGGCAAACCCCAGGAGGAGCCGGCUCCCACGGGUCCGGCCAGGGCAGCCAAGAUCAGGCCGCCGACAACGGCGGCCGUGACGGUCACCUGCGCCGACCCAGCAGCAUACGCGCAGAUAAUGAUUCUGAAAAUGAAGCAGUAUCUACCACACUUUUAAUGGAAAUUGAAAAUAUGUCGGUUGUAGAAAAUAAAAAUAUUAGUUCCAAGUCGACAGUAGAAGAUACCAUUUCCGAACAAUCGUCUAUGCAAAGUGAAAAUUUGCAAUCACAAAUUCAAAGUGGCACCCAAUCUUCAAUAAUCAAUGUUGCACUGCAUAUAUGCUACAUCGAUUCAAAUUAUACACACGAAAGUGACAACUCUGACGUUCAACAAUUAAACGCAGAUGCUUCUGUCUUACAUCAUUCAGAUGGUGAAAAUAAUAAUGAUUUAAACGAUGAGAGUGGUAUCUCUGAGGAUGACGUUUAUCGUUAUAGCGAUAGUGACGCAGAAAGCAUUCCUGACCUAUAA